GCGGUCAGGAAGCGCGCGUGGCGAUAGCACGCGUGCCUUCUCCUCCGUACGGCGCUGCCACUUCCGCGACCGAACGGCAGCAGCAACAGCCAACGCACGUUCACCACCAAUAGCCACCGUGCAUAAACAAGGCGUGGACCUGAGCAGGCUGAGCGGCGGCGCGACCGGCGGCGGCAGCCGAUAGCAUCGUCCGCUCCCGCCGCCGGCCACCCGCAAGCACGGGUGCACCGCCGUCCUUGAAGCUGGCCCACGCGCCCAGUGAAGCGACGCGCAGACACGCCGCGGCCGUCGCGACGACGCCUCUUCGUGCUGCCCGGCGACGACGAACCUCGCUUUCGGAUGGCCUGCCGUUCGGCACUGGUGGUUCUGUGGCUGGCGGCACUGGCGUGCUGCUUCUGCGGGGCGACCCGGCCGUCGGCGACGCGACCGCACGGCUUCAAGACGAUGCGCAGCGCGCGAGGACCCCCGCCGAGCGGCCGCACGCCGCCGACCACGGGCCGGCCCGUCGUCUACCCAACGUCCGGCGAGCUGAGGCCGCGGCUCGACGCGCACGGCAUGCCGGCCUGCGCCGCCCGCGGCCUGGGCGAGAGCGCAUACUGCGUUGAGGACGCCACUUACCCGACGCAGAUCAUACGGAACGUGCUGCAGAGCCUGAAUGUGGAUCUGAGCGACAAGGAGAUCCUGGCGCGACAGCCUCUGAACCACGAGGACAGCAUCGACCAGCGCGUGUGCACUACCAAGCGCAAGACCAUCUACCCGAAAACUGCGCGCAGUGCCGACCACGAGUGGCUGUACGUGGUCAACGACGUCGAGUAUGCUCAGGCCGUCACCACUGAAAUCUGCGCGAACGAGGAGGCCCCGUGCGACUUCGUGUCCAACGGCCUUCCGCCGGGUUACACGUCCGCGUGCCGACAGAAGUUCGCUUACCGCAAGAUGCUCGCCAUGCACCCGACCGAGAAGAAGGCGUACGCCGAGAACUUUCCCUUCCCGUCAUGCUGCGUCUGCUACGUCAAGGCCCCACCACUGGCCGGACGAAGCCUGAACCCGAGCCGCCGCCGCAACUGAGAACAGCAGUAGUGAACAACGCUCUCGGACAGGACGGGCGGGGCCUGCGCACUAUCCCAAGCGCGCCAUCGCUUCGAGAUGACAAGCAUGUUAUGCCCUGCGGCCUCUCGGGCCGACGUUGUGAGGUCGUACGUGGUGGUGCCUUUGCUCUAUUCGACUCAAAUGGGCAUCGAGACAUUCUUGCCGUCUACAUCCCGCGCGGCCUAACCUCCUCGCAAACGUUUUGUCACUCCUGUUGCGUCAAGAUAUGUUCUGUUUGGUCAGAGGAGGUGAAGAAGGCCGCCUUAUUGCGCGGUCUCUUGUUACGGUAUAGAGCAGGGCAUUUUCACCUGCCUAGCACUCCAUUCACGGCGUGUUGUGGGCGCAUGGAAUUACUUUUUAAAAAAUUAAAUUCCAGUAUUUUGCUUCCCAAAACCACAAUUUGGUUGUGAUGCACGCUGCAGUGGGGUGAGGGCUCCGGUAUAAUUCUGACCACUUCUCUUUUUUUUGUCUUUUUGCGUAGCUCGCACGUAUAUCUAUGAAAUGCGGCCGCUAUCGGACCCGCGACUUCGAGCUAAGUAGCGCGACGUACGCGUAGAAUUACGUCGUUGACGAUAUGGCACAUGUUGUGGACAUGUGAAAAAGGGCUCACGAAAAAAAGGCGAAUUCAAGCCUGUCCUGUUUCAGGGGCAGCAUGUAUAGACCACUUUACGAACGCGUUUAGGCGUGGCCAUCUUGGCGCGUUAAAGUAUAUAUCUGUUUUGCAUGUGCUGAAUGAACGGCAGUUGUGUAUACUCAUACGCAUGAAAACGUCCGUACAGGUGCAUUCGACGUCUCAAGACCUUGUUAAUUUGACAUCACGACGUUACGUAACUGAGAAAUUAUUGUCAUAAAAGUCCGAGAUGGCGGCACCCACGAAUUUAAAAUAACAUCGUCUACACUCUCUAUGUGCUUUGCUGAACGAUCCCACACACCGACACUUCACGGAAAGCUCGUUUGGCGGUUUGGAAGAAAAAAAAAAGAACCAUACGUUUCAGUAACGCUUAAAUUGUUGUCACUUACAAGCAGUACACUGGGCAAUUUAUCGGCACACUGCCUCGAAUUAGUACACCCUACUCGAAUCGCCGCUUCCAAGGCCUUUUUUUUUUUUUUUUUUCUACGUAGAGGAACGGCUGCGUCAAGACGCAUUCUUGUAUAGUCCUCGCCACCGAAGCACCCCAGAGCUCAGAAGAGUGUGGAAAAACGGCGAGGAAAACUGCAGCCAAAUAGCGAUUUCCUGCUGGAUUCUAGUCCCGGCGCUCAGCUGUGUCUGCAAUCUUUGCUUUCUGUGCGGCCUAUUCAUCGUCAUGCACGUCGCGACAAUUCCCGAAUCGUCGUCCGCCGUUUCUACAGGACUUCCAGCGUGUGUGUACCGCAUCAGCGGAUCGUCAUAUUGAUGUGGGGCACAUUGGACCAUCUCCCCGUGCCCUACAACAUCGCAUGCUGAAAUAAAUAAAAAAUGGUGUCAUCC
Rhipicephalus sanguineus (brown dog tick) is the source of this 2554-nucleotide messenger RNA. Its product is annotated as protein spaetzle 5. The transcript is spliced from 4 exons. NCBI's taxonomy places the organism in Eukaryota, Metazoa, Arthropoda, Arachnida, Ixodida, Ixodidae. The record is from RefSeq and is a predicted model, not a curated record. Gene Ontology annotation, biological process: central nervous system formation; regulation of Toll signaling pathway; innate immune response. Bases 340 to 1065 code for a protein of 241 amino acids. Gene Ontology annotation, molecular function: growth factor activity; Toll binding. Gene Ontology annotation, cellular component: extracellular region.